AUGGGUGAAAUUAACACUCAAUUGGUUGAAAGUUUUGUGAAAGAAAUUUGCGAGGACCUAGUGCCGAAUGGCCUUGUGAAGGAGAAUCAAACUCAUCUGACUUCGAUCAUCCAGAAACUCGAACUAGACAAGUUUUCGAAUAUCCAAUCGAUUUUAAAUCAGGUCAAAACAGAUGCUUUCAAGUUUCUACAAAGUACUAAGGAGUCUGUUCAAAGUUCGUUUGAAAUUAUCCAUCAAAAGUUCGAUCAGGAUCGAGAGAAGAUCAUGAAAUUCCACGAACUGGAGAAGGCUGAAUUGAAAGAAGAGGCGGCUCGACUGAAGGAAGAAAUCGAACGAUUGCGGCAACAUAACCUAGAAGAAGAGAAACGAAUCCAACAGGAUGAGAAGGAGCUGAUCGACUUGAUCCAACGACAACAUGCCUCGAACCUUAAACGAAAGAUGACCCAGACCGACUCGUUGGUCCAAUCUCUGGCUGAACUCAAAGAUCGCAAGGAUCGCAAAAGACUCAAGUUCAGUGGAUUCGAGAAGGAGCUCGACGAGGAUCGGGCUCAACUUGAUCUCCAAUUGAAUGAUACCCUUGGUUCUGCUAACGAACAAUUGGAAGUCUUUGAAACUACUUUCCAAGAAGGUCAAGCUUCCUUGCUGGACAAUCUGACCGUCGACCAACGCGAAAGGAUCAACGCAUACACCGCGCAUUCAAGCAAGAUGGAAAAUCUGGGCCAUACACUCGACCAAAACUGUGGAGAGUUUGUGAAAGAGUUUAGGAAGCUCGAUGAGGGUCUGCAGAGUGAAGUCGCCAAAAUCGAGAAUCAAGUGGUUGGCGUUUAUCACCAUAAAUUGGUCUCCCAAAUUAAGGAACAAGUUCAAACGGUCGAGGGCAGUGUCAAACACGUAUUGAAUGAUGUUGAACGACAAGCGACGAUGUCGAACAAUUGUAUUGAUAAGUCAUUAGAAAUGGUCUCGGGUCUUCGGAACAACAUCCAUCUAUAUCUGACCAAUGAGAUCCGCCAAGACGUGAAGACGGGCCAAACACCUCGGAGGAAGAAGCUGCCGAUCGAGGCGAAUCCGUUACUGGAACAAUCGAGUACGAGUCGGUUUAUAUCCUUAGAGGAUGACUCUGGAGAUUCUGGGCGAAGUAGUGCUGAUGAGGGACAAGAAGAAGAAGAACAGGAGCUGGAAGAAGACGACGAAGAAUACGAUGAUGAUGAUCGUGGUAUUGGUGGGUCAGACGUUGUUGGAAGUGAUAAUCAUCGCAGUAGUAGUGUUGCGACUCGAUCCUCAAGAAGAGUCAAGGACAGACCAGAGAAUCAAUUAUUGCACAGUGAAAAGGCAGAAAGUCAAGACGAGGAAGAAGGCAAGGAUCAUCAUCAUCCUCAAAAUCAUCUCGUCGAGUCUCGUCAUCAUCAUCAUCAACAACAGCCUUCUGCAUGUCUUGCACUCGAAGAUGCUGAAGACCAUCAGCCUGACUUGGUGGUCAAGAAUCCGAAACGAACUUCUCUCAAAAGGAAGAAUCAGUUCUCCGCUUUGCCCACUCCCAAGUCUCGCUCUACUGGUAUCUUGCGCGAGAAAUCUAAUCAAGCUGUGCGAUAA
Molecule: messenger RNA, 1590 nt
Organism: Puccinia graminis f. sp. tritici CRL 75-36-700-3
Lineage: Eukaryota; Fungi; Basidiomycota; Pucciniomycetes; Pucciniales; Pucciniaceae
Exons: 6
Coding region: 1-1590 (529 amino acids)
Source: RefSeq, a predicted model, not a curated record